Dovyalis caffra is the source of this 1119-nucleotide messenger RNA. NCBI's taxonomy places the organism in Eukaryota, Viridiplantae, Streptophyta, Magnoliopsida, Malpighiales, Salicaceae. The record is from the annotation of a GenBank genome assembly.
AUGUCUUUCUCCACGUUGAUCACACAUAAGAAUCCUCCAGUGUAUUCAAAAAGCAACCUUCUAUUACCUUCGCGGUUUGCUGAUGAUAUUAUUGAUAGCCCCAUUCUACCUGGAUUGCCUGAUGAUGUGGCAAAGUAUUGCCUAGCACUUGUUCCUCGCCGUUACCUCCCAGCCAUGGGUGCUGUUUGCAAGAAAUGGAGGUCAUUUCUUAAAAGCAAAGAGUUCCUCACUGUGCGAAAAUUAGAUGGCUUGCUUGAGGAAUGGCUGUAUGUCUUAACUAUGGAUUCUGAAGGAAAAGAAAGCCAAUGGGUUGUUUUGGACUGUUUUGGACACAAACGUCAGCGUCUUCCACCAAUGCCUGGUCCUACAAAGGCUGAGUUUGGGGUAGUUGUUCUAAAUGGAAAGCUUCUUGUUAUGGCUGGCUAUUCAGUGAUUGAUGGGACUGGCACUGCCUCAGCAGAUGUUUAUGAAUAUGACUGCUGCCUCAACAGUUGGAGCAAAUUGUCAAGCAUGAAUGUUGCUCGGUAUGAUUUUGCCUGUGCAGAGGUUAAUGGCAAGGUUUAUGCUGCUGGGGGAUAUGGAACGGAUGGAAGUAGUCUCUCCAGUGUUGAGAAGUAUGAUCCUGACACCGACAGAUGGACCCUGAUUGAGAGUCUUCGCCGCCCAAGAUGGGGUUGCUUUGCCUGUGGCUUUGAGGGCAAGCUUUAUGUGAUGGGAGGAAGGUCAACCUUCACCAUUGGCAAUUCAAGGUUUGUGGACGUGUACAAUCCAGAGGGGCAGACCUGGUGUCAGAUGAAGAAUGGCUGUGUGAUGGUUACUGCCCAUGCUGUUCUGGGAAAGAAGCUCUUCUGUAUGGAGUGGAAGAACCAGCGGAGACUAGCAAUAUUCAAUCCAGAUGACAAUUCAUGGAAAACGGUAGCAGUUCCGUUGACUGGGAGCUCAAGUAUCGGUUUUCGGUUUGGAAUCCUUGAUGGGAAACUUCUAUUAUUUUCGCUAGAGGAUGAGCCAGGGUAUCAUACUCUGUUGUAUGAUCCUAAUGCUUCUCCAGGUUUCGAAUGGUAUACUUCUGAGAUAAAGCCAUCUGGCUGCUGCUUGUGCAGUGUGACCAUCAAGGCAUGA